CUCUCUUUUAUCCCGACAAAUGAUUUUGGGGAUAGUUCUAAUCCCUAACUGCGAUUUACGAUUGUUCUUACGGCAAUUCCAGUCCAAACAUUCGACAGUGAAUUCGAGGGUAUUAAGAGAAGUUCUAAAAGUAUCUCGCUAUGAAGCGGCAGAAGGGUGGUCUAAGCAUUUCUCAGCGCGUUACGCGAUCGACGACCAGACUUGAUCGAAACUCACUGACGCUUCCUGUUGAGGUUGUUACAGAGAUAUUCUUGAGGUUGCCGUUGAAGUCUAUAGCGACAUGUCGUUGCGUAUGCAAGCUCUGGUCCUCCGUGCUUCGCAGUCAAGGUUUCACAGACUCCUUCUUGACCAAAUCUUGCGCUCGCCCUCGGCUUCUUUUCGCCUGCCAUGAUUACCGCCGCAAGAUUCACUUCCUCUCGUCGCCCCAGCCUGAAAAUCCGGAAGACAACUCGCAUGUUGUAGCCGCCAAUCACCUCGCGCGUUUCCCAACUUCCUAUAGCUUAUUGGGUUGUACCAACGGCUUCUUCUGUUAUGGAGCUGACUGGUUCUUUAAGAGGCUAAAAUUGCCGGUGAUAUGUAACCCCAGCACAGGACAGUCCUUGACAUUACCAAGAUUGAACUCGAAAGACAAGUAUAGAGUGGAAAGCUAUCUUGGAUAUGACCCCAUUGCGAAACAGUUCAAGGUAUUGUCUGUAUGUGAUGAUGGUAAGGAGCACCAUGUUCUGACAUUAGGAACCAAGAAACUGUCCUGGAGGGUGGUCGAAUGUUGCAUCCCACACUGUUCUUCAAGUAAGUGGAUAUCCAUCAGUGGGGUUUUGUACUAUAUAGCUGCAGAACCUAGGUCUUCUUCACGGGAAUCUAUGGUAGUUUGUUUUGAUUUGAGGUCUGAGAAGUUCAGCUCUGUGAAGCUCUUGGGAGGUUUCAGUAAAGCGCUGCCUCUUUCAGCAACUAUGAUAAACUACAAUGGCAGAUUAGCUUUGCUUAUGUCGUCGGAAGAUACUUGUUAUGUUUUUCGAACAUGUAAACGUUUUAAGCUGUGGGUUCUUCGAGAUGCUGCAAAACAUGAGUGGUCCAAGCGUGUAUACGUAUUACCACCUUCGUGGAAUGAUUUGGUUACGGGGCCCAUGUACAUCGCUGGAAUGGUUGGUACCAAAGAAAUCGUCUUCUCCCCGCACUGCCAAAUAGUGCCUUCCUAUGUCAUCUACUUCAAUGUCAAGAGCAAGACGAUCAGAAAAGUCGGAAUUCAAGGAAUGGAAGCGUUUCAGGGUGAGAUGAUAAACACCUAUCUCAACUAUGUUGAGAAUGUGGAGCUUCUUUAAGCAAUUUUAUAAGUGAGAGACAAGUGUAGUAUUCAUUUGGAGCGUGUUUCUUAGUUAAAAAAAACUAACUCUUGUAGAAGAUUCAACAAGGGUAUGAUAGACAAUCUUCUUGUUACAAAAUGCUGUAAUAGAGAGAGCACAAGUUUUCUUAAGCUUGCCAGAGAAUGAUGUUUGUCCAGACCCUUGUAGAUGAUAUGAUAAAUCACAAGUUGUAUAUCUA
Messenger RNA from Brassica napus (rape), 1539 nucleotides. RefSeq names its product putative F-box protein At2g19630. The record is from RefSeq and is a predicted model, not a curated record. The transcript is spliced from 2 exons. Gene Ontology annotation, molecular function: protein binding. The coding region runs from base 141 to 1319 and encodes 392 amino acids. NCBI's taxonomy places the organism in Eukaryota, Viridiplantae, Streptophyta, Magnoliopsida, Brassicales, Brassicaceae.